GUCUCCAGUACAAAAUACUUGGUGCUUUCCUCGCUUAUUUAUUUAUUUUGUUCUCGAAGAGCUCGAUCUGAAUAUUAUUUCACCUCUGAAGAUGGCUCCAGUAUGGACAAUUAUUUUAUUUCUCAACACAAUAUCUCCAGCUCUAUCUGUGGAUUUGUCCAGACCAUCAUUUCUCUCAGUGAAGUCUGGAGAACGUGUUACUCUUAAAUGCCCAUUUGGAGAUAUUCCUAAGGCUGAAAGUGUGGUCUGGUACAAACAUAUAUUUGGAGAAAUGCCUCAAAAAGUGGGAGAAAAAUUAUCAUUUAAAGGUAUCAAAAUUUCCCCCGAGUUCAGAACUUCAGGAUUUACAAUGGAGGCGACUGAUAACGGCAUUUCUCUGAUAAUUCCACAUAUAAUAAAGGAUGAUGGUGGACUUUACUACUGUGGAAGAUUUAGCUGGGAGAAUUUUACAUUAUCUAAUGGAACUUUCUUGGAUGUAACAGGUAAUGGAGAUGUAAAAGUGUCAGUGUUCCAGAGCGGUGUGUCGGACUCGGUUCCUGCAGGAGCGUCAGUGACUCUGCAGUGCUCGGUUCUCUCUGAGAGCAGAUCAGCAGAACUCCAAGUGCUCUGGUUCAGAGCUGCUCCACCACAAUCCCAUCCUCAAAUCAUUUACACUCAUCACAACAGCAGCCAUCAGUGUGAGAGCGGCUCUUCUACACACACCUGUGUGUACAACUUCUCCAAGAACAUCCUCAGCCUCAAUGAUACUGGAACUUACUACUGCGCUGUGGCCGUGUGUGGGAAGAUUAUUUUCGGGAACGGGACACGAGUACAAAUAAAGAACAUUCCAAAAUCUGUAAGAACAAUCUAUCUCGCAGUAGUGGUGGCAGUGUGUUUGGUUGUGAUCUUCACUCAAGCAUUUAUAAUCUGUAAAAAGAGGCACCGUGACCAAUCUAGAGGUGAGUCUGUGAGAUACAGAACUGUAAAUAAUUUUGUAAACUAUAUAGUACUUUACUUCAAUGUUAUGUGCUAUUUUAUGUGUAGAUUCCUGACAAAUAAUCCUGGUUAAG
Molecule: messenger RNA, 1049 nt
Organism: Ictalurus furcatus (blue catfish)
Lineage: Eukaryota; Metazoa; Chordata; Actinopteri; Siluriformes; Ictaluridae
Exons: 4
Coding region: 92-1048 (318 amino acids)
Biological process (GO): response to bacterium
Source: RefSeq, a predicted model, not a curated record